UUCGAGCUGUCUCACAUUCCUCCUCCCCAAUUCUUGUGCUCAGAGGUCGCCUGCCUGACUGAGCUGCAUACAUCGACGAAGGCGACAUUAUUGACGACCGAAUCCACCACCGCUAAUGCGAGUUUUGUGUGUGGCGGAGAAGCCGUCGAUCGCGAAGGCAAUCACUCAGAUCCUGUCAGGAGGACAAUUCACCACGCGACAAACAGCCAAUAAAUACAUCAAGAACUAUGACUUCAGCUACCCCCAAACGAACUCGUUCUUUACUGUCACAGCGGUCUCUGGACAUUUGUUGGAAUACGAAUUCGAUCCAUUAUACUCGAAAUGGUCCGACUGUGACCCAUUUGACCUGUUUGAGGCGCAUAUAUACGCAUCGGUGACCAAAGACAUGAAACCCGUCUCAGAGAACCUCACGAAGGAAGCUAGACGUGCACAAACACUGAUGAUAUGGACCGACUGUGACCGGGAGGGGGAGAAUAUCGGCGCCGAGAUUGUUAGCAUAUGUCGAAAAUCUCAGCGCAACAUUACAGUCAAUCGAGCCCGAUUCAGUGCUAUCAUACCGCAACAGAUCCACCGCGCCGCUCAACAUCCAGUGCAACUAGAUAUGGCACAAGCGAACGCCGUGGAAGCAAGAAUACAUCUCGAUCUCAGAAUUGGUGCAGCUUUCACGCGUUUGCAAACCCUUAAAUUGCAGCACAGAUUCGAGGACUUAAAGGCCAAAGUAGUCUCAUAUGGACCAUGUCAGUUCCCGACGCUUGGUUUUGUCGUGUCGCGAUACAAUCAAAUCAAGUCUUUCGUCCCGGAAGAGUUCUGGUACAUAUUCAUGUCUUUCGCACGUGAAUCACCCAACGGAAAUGAGGACGAGACAAUAUUCUCAUGGAGAAGAGGACAUCUGUUCGAGUUCAACAUUGCUUUCAUUUUGUAUGAAAUGGUUUUGGAGUCCCCGCGCGCCCGCGUUACGAAGGUCGUUAGCAAGGACACGAAAAAAUGGAAGCCUCUGCCAUUGACGACUGUCGAGCUGCAGAAGGCAGGGUCCAGGCUACUCAGAAUGUCUCCAAAGACGAUACUCGACAUCGCAGAGCGUCUCUAUCAGCAAGGAUUUCUUUCCUAUCCUCGUACGGAGACUGACCGAUUCGACCCUCAGUUUGACUUCAUGUACUUAAUAGACAAGCAGAUGGUCGACCCAGCGUGGGGUGCCUUUGCGACAAGGCUUCAGAAUGGCGGUUUCAGCAGACCGCGCCAGGGCAAGAGGGACGAUAAGGCGCAUCCGCCGAUUCAUCCCACAGCACACGCUGGCAACCUCGCUGGGGACGAGAAGAGGGUCUACGAAUUUAUCACCAGGCGGUUCUUGGCCUGCUGUUCCAAAGACGCAGUAGGCUGGGAAACCACAGUGGACGUGGAGUACGGCGGAGAGGAGUUCUAUGCAACCGGUCUGACGGUGCGAGAAAGGAACUAUCUGGAAGUUUAUCCGUACGACAAGUGGUCCGACAAGGAGCUUCCCCAAUUCCAACAGGGCGAAGAGUUCGUCCCUACUGUUUGCGAACUCAAGACCGGUCAGACAACGAAGCCUGCUCUGCUCACCGAAGCUGACCUAGUCAGCAUGAUGGACAAGAAUGGUAUCGGCACGGAUGCUACUAUUGCCCAACAUAUACAGACUAUCAUAGAUCGCGAGUAUGUUAUCGAACGCAUGCACGGCUCUACAAAGUAUCUUGUACCCUCGACGCUUGGCAUCGGGCUCGUGGAGGGCUAUGAUGCAAUCGGAUUUGAGAGAAGCAUGAGCAGGCCUCAGCUUCGACGAGAGACGGAACGUCGUAUGAUGGAGAUAUGUGAAGGCACACGCACGAAAGCUGAUAUGCUCACUGAGAGCAUCGAGCAGUACAAAGAGAUGUUCAUGAAGACGAAGCUCGAAAUCAACAAACUGCUCACUUGCGUUGGCGACCGUCUGCGGAACAAUGUGCAGGAUGUCGAAUCGGAUGAUACAGACGCUGCAGGCGGUGGCGGAGCAGGAAGAGGCGGUAGAGGUGGCGGAGGUGGUAGAGGCGGGAGGGGUGGCAGAGGCGGGAGGGGUGCAAGGGGUGCAGGAGGACGCAGAGGCAGCAGGGGUGGUAGGGGCAGGGGAGCUGGCGCUGGGAGGGGUGUUGCGGACAACGACAGCAGUGAUGACGAAUGGAACGAAGGGGGAGCUCCUCGGGGAAGGGGUAUCAGAAGAGCGGCUGGUCCUUCAAGAAGCGCACCUUCUCGCCGUGGACGAGGUGGGCGAGGGACGGCUAUAAUUCCGCCACCGCCACGACCAGAGAAUGAUGACUCAGAUGAUUACUGGGAUGAGCCUGCUCCAGCCCGAGCUCCUCUCGCUUCCGCGAGGCAAAACAACGUCGGGCCACCUGUACCUCGCUCUGCCAUUGUGCCUCAAUGCGAUUGUGGGGAACCUGCGGUACUGCUCACAGUAUCGAAGGAGACAGCAAAUAAGGGAAGACAAUUCUGGAGAUGUGACAACAAUGAUGGAUGUAGCUUUUUCGAGUGGGCGGAUGGAUUAUCUAGCGGACUGUCGGCCGGAUAUUCUGCUGUUGCGAACGGCGGACUGGCUGUUCCGACUGUGGUACCCACAAAGCGAUCGAUAAGCAAUCAGAACGGAGAACGUCGGCGCUGCGCGUGUGGAUAUACGGCAAAGCUGAGAGAAACAACGAAGGGCGCGAACAUAGGCAAGAAAUACUGGGGCUGCCCUAAUGAAUCUAUCAAGGCUCGGUGUGGAUACUUCGUGAUGGCCGACGAGACAAGUGGUCUGGACGCCGAUCAAGAGAGGGGAGCAUAUUUGAGUAAUCGCGGUUCGACCCAAGGCGGUGCCGUCUCUGGAGAAUGCUACAAGUGUCAUCAAGAGGGUCACUGGGCAAGUGCUUGUCCGAAUGGUGAGCUCGAACCCUCAAAACGAAGCAAGAGCAAUGUGACAGCUUCUGCUGCGAUGGGUGCCUGUUUCAAGUGCGGCCAAGAAGGCCAUUUCGCGAGUGCCUGUCCUGGCAGUGCCAGUGCUCAAAGUAGCAAUAUGGAGGGCAUCCGAUGCUAUAAAUGUAACGAAGAAGGACAUUACAGCAGCGCAUGUCCAGGCACUGGCAGAAAGACUUCCGCGACAAGGGGUUCAAAGAGAGGACGAGGUGCCCGACGCAACAGUGGAGGUAUUACACGGACCAACAGUAGAAGAGGACGAAAGAAGUCGUCGGGCAUUGCUGCAGCAGAUGACUUCUGAUGAUUUUGUGUACUCCUUGACAUCGUCUUGCAAGUUAUCAUCUCGACCACAUACUAUAGCGGAUGUUUUUCUCAGUUUGAAAAGCGAGGAGCAU
This is a messenger RNA of Laetiporus sulphureus 93-53, 3329 nucleotides long. Its product is annotated as prokaryotic type I DNA topoisomerase. The record is from RefSeq and is a predicted model, not a curated record. Bases 116 to 3235 code for a protein of 1039 amino acids. Gene Ontology annotation, cellular component: nucleus. Gene Ontology annotation, biological process: DNA topological change. Gene Ontology annotation, molecular function: zinc ion binding; DNA topoisomerase type I (single strand cut, ATP-independent) activity; DNA binding. Lineage: Eukaryota; Fungi; Basidiomycota; Agaricomycetes; Polyporales; Laetiporaceae. The transcript is spliced from 16 exons.